Anthostomella pinea is the source of this 2145-nucleotide messenger RNA. The record is from the annotation of a GenBank genome assembly. NCBI's taxonomy places the organism in Eukaryota, Fungi, Ascomycota, Sordariomycetes, Xylariales, Xylariaceae.
AUGGCGGCUCCUGUCCGACGUAGAAAGUUGAUUGGUCAUCGCCGUCGGGUCGAAGACGAGGACGAGGAUGAGGCUGGCCCUGACCAUCUCGAAAAUGAUGACGACUCGCUGACCGACGGUUCCAUGGCUUCUGAUGACCUCGAUCCAGCCGACGAUAGUGAUACUAGUAAUGUCGAUGAGGCCUCGCCGACAACCCCAGCCAUUACCAAGACGAGUGGCCGUGCAGCCAAGGGCAAUGGCGCCGCAAAGAACGCCCAGACCAAGUCUGUAGCCAGUUCUGCCACCGAAAAGCUGUCCAAGUCGGGUCACGAUGCUUUGCCCGAUACCGAGUACAUGCUUAACGGCCUGAACAUAUCGGACAAGGCCAGCUCCGUACAGGAGAUGAGUUUCGACGACGUCAGCGGUUCUCCCUCCAAAUCUUCGGCACCCAUAGUUGUCAGCUCAAGUGCGGUGGCCGCUGCGGGUUUGGACAACGCACCAGGCCUACCGGGUGACCGGCGGCGAAGGGAGCACGAUGAAUAUAGGCGCAAGCGGGACGAGGACCCAGCCUUUGUGCCCAACAGAGGGGCCUUCUUCAUGCAUGAUCAUAGACACGCUGGUCCAUCUGGCAACGGCUUCCGCCCUUUUGGUAGGGGCACUCGUGGAAGAGGUCGCGGCGGCGUGGGGGGUCCCUUUGCUCCAGUCAACCAACCAUUGCAAAAUUCGGCGGACCCUACGACAAGCGCCCCUUGGGCUCACGAUAUGCAUGAGGCCGUUGCGCAACCUAUGCCCAUUCGGCAGCCACGGUCUUCAGUUGUUGACAACGGCCCUCCAAACGGCGACGGUUUUAUACCUACCUGCCCCCCGAGCUCCACGCCGAUCAACCGAACAAUGUCGACAGAGAAGCACGUCGGCAAUGUGCAAGUGAGGGUUUAUAUCCCCGGUUUUAAGGAACCCAUCGUCUUCUCGGGCAUGCCUGUGAAGCAGUAUACAAAAUUGCCAGACCACCGACCACCUCUGAGACGGGACAAACCCGUUCGCAUCUCCCUGCCUAAUUUCCCUCACCGAUACGUUUUUCCGGCCAUUGAUAGAUCAUUUAUCUUCAUACCUCGUGCGAUGCGUCCAAAUCAUCGGCUCAGGGGCAAGCCGAGGUCAGGCAUUGGAUCUGUCGGGGGAUUUUCCAGGAGAACCAGUGUAUUUGGAGGAAGCGUUUACGCUGGCAGCACCUACACACCCAGCGUUGCCCUCAGCCGGCGCUCUUCCAUCGCCCCUGAUAUGGGCAGAGACUAUAUUGUCUCGCCCACCGGCUCUUCGAUGUCACGGCCAGCCCUUCCAUACGACUCUGCCCGGCCGGUUGUCAGGCUUCCUCCACAGAAUCGAGCUGAUCCUAGGUUUCCGACUGCAGAUGGUAUGCCACUUGGGUCGCCCAUGGGAGGAGCGCAAUCUGGUUUCACUGUAAUGCCACCUCCGCAGACGCAUCCUCUACCUCAGCGACCAGUCUUCCAAGAAAACCGAUCGGUGCCUAUUCCGAUGCAUCAGCCUCGACCUCAGAAGACGGUUUCCGUAGCUGGCAUCGAGUCACCGGGUACGCAGGAGCCCAUAUCCCAGCCAUAUCAGCAAGCAUUCCACCAGCAGGUUCCCGUGCAAGUUUCCAACGGGUUCGAGUCACACGCACGCCAUCCAUCAUACCCUUCUCAGCAUUCAACGGGCACACCUUUAUCACAAAUCCCUGAGCGUGCAAUUCAUGCUGCUCCUUUCCAGCCCAACCAAUUUCAGCAGCAGGGCUACUACCCGCCUUACCAGAUGAUGCAACCCCAGCAGGGAUACUAUUACCCUACGGCUCCAUACACUGGCGCAAUGGCCCCGACGCCUGGCGCACCCCCUUUCGUUCCCGGCAUACAGCAGGGCCAGCAGCCCCAGAGCGAAGCCUCUGGUACCCAGUCGAACGAACAACCAGCUUCAAACUCGAACUUGGUCGCUCAAGAGGUCAAUGGCAUGGUGUACUACUACGAAGCUUCUCAAUUACCGCCCAUUGCAUCUUAUCCUCCCUACCCGGCACCUCAAGGCUAUCCCAUGCCCAAUGUAGGCAUGAACGGUAUGGUCACGCCUAGUCCGGAUGGCUACUACUAUCCUCCCCCGGGCGCCGGUGUCUACUACCCACAGUAG